Messenger RNA from Eleginops maclovinus (Patagonian blennie), 5621 nucleotides. It is a transcript of the gene ttll5, whose product is annotated as tubulin tyrosine ligase-like family, member 5. Gene Ontology annotation, molecular function: tubulin binding; tubulin-glutamic acid ligase activity. The record is from RefSeq and is a predicted model, not a curated record. NCBI's taxonomy places the organism in Eukaryota, Metazoa, Chordata, Actinopteri, Perciformes, Eleginopidae. Gene Ontology annotation, cellular component: cilium. Gene Ontology annotation, biological process: microtubule cytoskeleton organization; protein polyglutamylation.
UGCUCCCUGCUCUGUUGCUACUCAGUUGUUGUAGUUACCAGGAAGAUUAACCGCGAUGAUCAACUGGCCCUGGUGAUACCAGCUAGCUUAGCAGUUAGCUGGUUCUCAGAGUUAAAGUUGGAGUUGGUAGCUUCAGGUGCCAUGGUGAAACCAAGACACUUGAUCCCAGGGAGAUCUCGCAGCCGGGCAGCUCGUACUCUCUCAAUUUGAAGAUGCCUGCUGUGGUCCGUGUUAAGGAGGACUCUGAGUCCUCCUCAGAAGACGAGCAAGAAGACCAUCCCUGCAUUGCCUGGAGCGGCGUCAGCAAGGCAAUCCCAGUUCUGUUGUUUUUCCCUGAAGCAGCUGUUUCAAAAGAUGGGGAAAUCUGCUCUAUUGGAGAGCGAUAUCAUUUGGCCUUCAAGAUCGUGCGCACAGAGAGCCGCCUGGUACGUGGAAUACUCACCAAUCAUGGAUUCCAUGAGGUUCACCCAAACAGCAAUGACUUUAACCUCAUGUGGACCGGAUCUCACCUCAAACCUUACAUACUACGCAGCCUUCAAGAUUUCCAGAAGGUUAACCACUUUCCCAGGUCGUAUGAAUUGACACGUAAAGACCGCCUAUACAAAAACAUCCAGCGAAUGCAGCAGACGCACGGCUUCAAAAACUUCCACAUCGUUCCUCAGACCUUUGUGCUUCCCUCGGAGUACCAGGAGUUCUGCAAUUGUUUUGCCAAGGACAAAGGACCCUGGAUUAUUAAACCAGUGGCAUCUUCAAGAGGGCGAGGCAUCUACUUAGUCAGCAAUCCAAAUCAGAUUUCAAUGGAUGAGAACAUCUUGGUGUCUCGCUACAUUAAUAACCCACUCCUGAUAGAUGAGUUCAAGUUUGAUGUGCGGUUGUACGUGUUGGUGACAUCAUACGAUCCAGUUCUCAUCUACGUGUAUGAGGAGGGCCUGGCUAGAUUUGCCACAGUCAAGUAUGACCGGACUUCAAAGAACAUAAAGAACACGUUCAUGCAUCUCACAAACUACAGCGUGAACAAAAAGAGCAGCGACUAUGUCAGCUGCGAUGACCCUGAAGUUGAGGAUUAUGGGAACAAGUGGAGUAUGAGUGCACUGUUGAGGUAUUUGAAGCAGGAGGGGAAAGACACCACAUUGCUGAUGAGACAGGUGGAGGACCUCAUCAUCAAAGCUCUUCUGAGUGCUGAGCUACAGAUAGCCACCGCCUGCAAGACGUAUGUUCCCCACAAGACUAACUGCUUUGAACUGUAUGGCUUUGACGUGCUCAUUGACUCCAACCUCAAACCCUGGUUGUUGGAGGUGAAUCUUUCUCCCUCCCUGGCAUGUGAUGCGCCCUUGGAUCUGAAGAUAAAGGCUAGCAUGAUUGCAGACAUGUUUUCACUUGUGGGCUUUGUGUGUCAAGACCCCCUAUCGAGAAAACCACGCUCUGACCGAGUCCCCCUGGACCCCGGCCUCAGGCCCCCAUCAGCAGGGAAAACACAGAAACCUCUUUCUGCACCGACAGCCACUGCACACAGCACAAACAGAAUGCGGCAGAGGCCAGCGUCAGCCAGUAACUCAGAAACAGAGGGGUCCAAAGACAAGCCAGGACCCAAACAAGGCCAAGGAGACAGCACUCUGAGCAUGACUGCUGAGGAGGUCAAAGUGUUGAGGCGGAUAAAGGAAGAGUAUGAACGACGAGGAGGCUUCGUGAGGAUCUUCCCCACCGCAGAAACAUGGGAGAUCUAUGGUGGAUAUCUGGAGUCCAAGACAUCAUUGAACUACAUGUUGGCAAACCGACUUUUCCAUGGAAGGAAUGGGAGUGGGAAUGUGCAGCUGGAGGUGGACGCCGUCCACUGCUGUCACGUCGUCCAGUACGAGAGGAAGCUGCUGUCUCUGGAGGCACGUAAGGCGAGACAGCGCCACCUGACUCAUCGCUCUGCUGAAGCGAAGAAGAAAUCGGGGAAAGAAUCCAAGACCUCCCCAGCUGAGAGCAGCAGUCAGGAGGGAGAGGAGUGCGUUCGGGACGAGAGAGAGUUGGUGAAACAAGCUCUGGAGCGGGUCUCACACAGGGAUUUGGUAGCAGAGCAAAGAAAACAAGUGGCCACACCACUGGAGCGCUGCCAUGGCAACCCUCUGUCCAGCUCAGAGGCAGCCAUGUUCACUGCCAGACCCAGAGUCAACCUGCUCAACAUCCUGCAGCAGGGAUGGGACCUCAGUAAAGUGCAGGCCCGGAUGGCUUUUUCCUCAUACCUGCAGCGAGUCCAGCAAAGGCUGCUGGCAGAAAGCAGAGCCAACGCCAUCCCAGCUUGGCCAGACAAGGACAACGACCAAAUGGAGCUGGUGAUUCGCUUCCUGAGAAGAGCAGCCAGUAACCUUCAACAAGACAUAAAGGUGGUCCUGCCCAGUCGCCAGCUUCCAAUCCAAGACCGCAGACGCAUCCUGUCCCACCAGCUAGGAGAGUUUAUCCACUGUUACAACAAGGAAACCGAACAUAUUGUGAAAAACCAGGAGAACAGCAAAGAAGAGCGUUGUAUUAACCCUGGUGUGUUUCAGGAGUACAUCACUGCUGCAAGUGAAAACGAUCUGGAGGAAGUCCUGACAUUCUACACACAGAAAAAUAAAUCAGCCAAUGUCUUCCUAGGAACCAAAGUAAGGAGUGCUAAGAAAGACGUUCAUGAAGUAAACGCCUCGGGAGAUUCAGGCCACUGUGAGAAUUCCAAAACUCUAUCUGUGGCCAAAGAGGAUUCCAGCGCUUCAGAGUCCUCGCUCUCCACUGGGAAAUUCAGCAGUGACCCGGACAUCAAGGUCACUGAGAGACAGCCUCCUGUCCAUACUGAAGACCAACAGGCAGCAGCUAGAUUUGGUAGAAUCCAGCCAGAAGUCAGGGCCUCCCAGCACUGCUCUGGCUUCCCUGUGACUCUAGACCGCACACAUUUUCCCCUGCAGCACGACUCCCCUGCACCCACGUCCCUGCCUCUUCAUUGUCCGCCACCGCCACCACCUCUUCAGCCGCCAUCCUAUGCACAGUCCCUGUCUAAGUCUCAGUUCUGUCUUUCUGAGACCCUCUGUGACCCUCCUGCGUACACCCCCACCCUCAUGGUCACACAGCCACCAAAAGCAACCUGGACAUUUGCUUCCACUGGCUCUAACACCGCCUGCGCUGGAACACCGACCCAGGUUCUUAGGAGGAUUCAGUCCUUUACCAUGUCAUCUCAGACCUCCGGAGCUACCACUUCCCUCCCGAGUGCCACGCACAUUUAUAGUCAGAAGCUCUCUAGACCCACCUCUGCGGGCCAAGUGAUCAAAAGGAGCAGUUCCAGUAAACUGAAGUCAAACUCAUCAGGGACGAUAAAGGAGUUAAACUCCCAAGCCCAGUCUAACCAGCAGGCCUUCAUCUCAGCGCUCAAGAAGCUGGCUGACAAGCAGGUAGCUCGCCACUAUACCAGCUCCAGUCACAUCAACCUGCUGACACAGCACUUGACCAACCUGAACCUGGCAAACAGGAUGAUGGGCAAAGAGAGCGCCACGCUGAACCCCAAAGUGCGGCCUACUGCUGCAACAACACCAGGGCCGCUGAAGGCUGUGCACUGAGCAGAUCGGUGUUGCAGCACAAGCCACAGGCCGCUGAAGGAUGAGGAGGAUCUGUGGGACGGGCAGAUGCAGAGUGCCUACAGCUUGGUGACAGGAGUGAACCCCCAGCAGCGCUACGAGCCCCCCCAAGGAAGCUACCAGCUGCAGUUUGCAAUCCAGAAACUGCAACAGCAAAGACUUCAGUCUCGACCAUUUCUGGACCAGAGCCACUGCAGACAUCAGGCUCAAUAUCCAGAACAGACAGGUACUCCACUCGCCCCAACCUCAUCCAGCUGCCCUCCGUCCAGCUUUCAUGUUCGAACCAACCACAGUCAUGUCCACAGCCAAACCUGUGUGAGUCCUAUUCUCGCCCCAAAGCCGCCUAGCACUGCCAGAGAGGGACAGAUCAGGAAAACGGCAACAAAGCGCCUCAUCAAGCAGAAGUCCGCGGAGAGUUCAGCCGGUGGCAGUGUGUCCGGCGGGCAGCAUGUGGUCUACGAAGCCAUCUGCGGUAAAACAGGUCUCUCCGUGUACCGCAAGCUGCUCCAGGGCCAGGAGCCCAGUCACAGAUGACAUGAAAGCAACCAGAGGCACGUCCUGCCCCUCUGCUGGCCUGACAGGUGUCUCUGUAUGUAACUACAUCCUCACAGAGGUGUAUUCUGGGAAAGGACAACAGCAGCAGAUGAAAGCAUGCCAGAAAUCGAACAGGGUCUUAUUAAUUUCUCUGUAAUACAGCCACAGACAUGCGAGAGGGUAGUCGACGAGGCCAGGAAUGCCCAGCUUUGACGCAGGUUGAGAUUUUAUUUGCUCAGCACAACAUCAGUUGGCCUUUUCAGCUCCUUACCCUACGUACCCCCUCCCACUUUCCUCACCCCGUUGGCUACGCUCAGUCUAUAUCCCAACAGUUGUCCGCCCUCAUUCUCUCCAUGCUACUGAUGCCACAGAGAGAUUUCACUGACAGAUAGCCUUCAGCAGAUGGUUCCUUAAUGCCCCAGUGGCAUUUUAAUUUCAGGAUCCAACCUUUUAUUCUUUGCUCCUGCAGUAGCAUAUGCACCACUACCCAGUCAUGUAGAUUUUAUCUUUAUAUACAAACGGACAAGCAUACAGAGGAGAUUUUUUUUGUGAGAAGCUUCUGGCAUUACACACCUCGACUUGUUGCCAAAACAUCUGUGCUCAUUGCCUAAGGAUGCGUUAAAGUAGAGAAUGAUUUGCUUGUAGGCGUAAAAAAGAGCAUAAAUAAUGGUGGAUUGCUGCCUUGUUCCACGUUUACAUGGAAAAUGUAACACAAAUAUCAAGAAUGCAGUUGACCUGUGAGUUUCCUGUAAGCUGUUGAGAUGUAGAUGUUUUUCUUCGACGGACCAAAUGUAAACUGUUGAGUUUAUUAAGUAAAUUAUUGUAGUUGUAUUAGUAUUUAUUCAAUAAAUAUUGUCCACCAAAAGGCCUUUUGGCCGUUUCUGUAGCUUGAAGCAUAACAUAAAGAGGAAUUAAGGUUACGCUCAGCCUUGCCUACAGUAUAUGAAGGUUAAUGCUGCACCAGCAAAUCAAUAUCUGUGUAGGUAGUAUGUUGUUUGAGACCAUAUAGUGAGUUAACUCAGGGCGUGUUAAUAGAAUAAAACAUCUGUGUUAUAUAUCAAUAGAUUCAGAAUAUGUUUAUGAUGACUUUGUCAGAAAUACUUGAAUGUCAUGCAUGUCAUAUCCACUGAUGAUUAUCAUCACAGUGAUUUUGCACAUAUGAUAGUUCUCCAUGCAGACCAGAAAUGGUUUUAAUACACUUGAAAGUAUUUCUAUUGUAUUUUGUAGUGAUCCAUGGCAAACUUAAUGUUGUGGUCUACUUUACUACACCAGUGCAUGCUGUGUCACAGAUAUUCAGCAUUGGAAUCCAAAUCAAUGUAUAUUCUCCUGUGGUGAUACAAAGUUGUUUACAGUCUGAUCGUUUGAUCUGUUGUGUCGCUGAUGUUUACAACACACAUGCAUGGACAUGUAAUGUUUUUGGAAUCAUCUUGGUAUCAACCAACAUUGAAAUGAAUACCUAGAAAACAUUAAAACAUGCUAAUAAUGUCAGUAAAUGUAUGU